UACGAGGAGGUACAAUGCAGCUGGGUGGUGCAAUCUGCCAGCCUAAAGGAAAACAUGUGACAUGAAGCUUCAGUACUUACAGACCUGACAACACAAAGUUUCAUACUGACCUGCUUGUCAGCUGGUGACAGUUUACUCUCCUCAACAUGACGUCAACUAGUGAGCUGAUUUUCUUUGUCAAUGGCAAAAAGGUUGUUGAGAGGAAUGCUGAUCCAGAGGAGGUGCUGCUCAGCUUUCUCAGGAGAAAAGUUGGUCUAACUGGUACUAAGUACGGCUGUGGAGGUGGAGGAUGUGGCGCCUGCACGGUCAUGGUGUCCCGAUACGACCGCAACCAGGAGAGAGUUGUACACUAUACAGUCAACGCCUGCCUGCAGCCAAUUGUCACCCUGCACGGCGCCGCUGUGGUGACGGUAGAAGGCGUCGGCAGCACCAAAACCAAACUGCACCCUGUUCAGGAGCGAAUAGCGAAGGCUCACGGCUCCCAGUGUGGCUUCUGCACUCCAGGGAUGGUGAUGUCCAUGUACACUCUGCUGAGGAACAAACCUCAACCAACCAUGGAGGACAUCAGGGAAGCUCUCGGAGGGAAUCUUUGUCGCUGCACAGGCUACAGACCAAUCAUUGACGGCUUUAAGACUUUCUGUGGAAGUGAGCCGUCAUCGGGCUGCUGCCAAAACGGAGGCGGCGGAGGGAAAUGCUGCACAAACGGCAGCAAAAUGAACGACAGCGAGGAAAGCGAUAUCUCUCAGGAACUCUUCUCAUUGGACGAUGUGUUACCUCUGGAUCCCUCUCAGGAUCUCAUCUUCCCUCCGGAGCUCAUGAUUAUGGAGAAGAAACUUAUUGGAGAUGCUCUUUAUUUCCAAGGAGAGAGAGUGAAUUUGGUCGCUCCCUUUGAGCUGUCGCACCUCCUGGAGCUGAAGGCCAAACACCCCGCUGCUCCACUGAUCGUCGGCUACACAACCAUCGGACCAAAGAUGCUUCUAAAAGGAGUCCAUCAUCCUCUGGUGAUCUACGCUGGAAGGAUUUCAGAGCUCAGCGCCUUGACAUGGGGGAAGAACGGUGUGACAGUCGGAGCUGCCUGCAGCCUCAGCACGCUGAAGGAGGAGGUGGAGAGGGCGGUGGCGGAGAUGGAGGAGGAGAAGACCAGAGGAUAUCGGGCGUUGCUGCAGACCCUUCGGUGUCUGGCUGGAAAACAGAUACGCAACAUGGCGACUAUUGGUGGGAAUCUCCUCAGUGCCAAUCCCAAAUAUGACCUCAGCAGUGUUUUGGCUGCUCUGGACUGCACUCUGCAUGUCAUUUCUAAGGAUGGGAUGAGGAACGUGCCCUUAAAUGAAAAACUCUUCACUGACUUUGGAAAAACAGCCCUCAGGCCGGAUGAAGUCUUACUGUCGGUCGACAUCCCCUCCACCAAACCUUGGGAGUUUGUGGCGGCGUAUCGACAGGCCCAGAGAAGAGAGUUUGCCUUCUCCUUUGUGAACGCUGGGAUGAAGGUGGCCAUCAGGGAGGGAUCCGACAUCGUGGAGUCCCUCAACAUCUACUACGGCGGAGUUGGAUCGACUCUGGUCAAACCCGGAAGGACGUGUCAGCAGCUUGUCGGCCGGUCGUGGGGGGAGGACCUCUUCUCUGAAGCCUGCCGCUUCCUGAAAGAAAACGUGGACGUUUCCCCAACGAUCCACGGAGGGAAGGCAGAGUACCGCAAAACCCUCGCCAUCAGCUUCUUCUUCAAGUUCUACAUGCAAGUCGUCCUGGAGAUGAGAGGCAGAGAUGUUUCGGAUGUUGAUCUUCCUCUGGAGUAUCUCAGCGCGCUCAAGCCCUUUGAGAAUGAAGUGCCUCAGGGUCAUCAGUCCUUCCAGCUUGUAUCAAAGGCCCAGCCCUCUGCUGACCCGGUCGGCCGUCCCAGCAUGCAUCAGUCUGCCUUCCAGCAGGCCACUGGUGAAGCCAAGUACUACGAUGACUUGCCGCCAGUCCAGGGAGAGCUCUUCAUCGUCAUGGUGACGAGCACCAGAGCCCAUGCAAAAAUCAUCAACAUCGAAGCGUCAGCUGCCCUGAAGAUGCCCGGCGUGGUCACCUUCGUCUCCGCCGGAGACGUUCCCGGGACGAAUCGUAGACUCUGGUUCAACAACCCCGAGGAACUGUUUGCAGAAGAAGAAGUGCUUUGCGUCGGUCAGAUCAUCGGUGCCGUGGUGGCGGAGAGCAGAGAACAGGCCAGAAGAGCAGCUGAGAAGGUCCAGGUCACCUACCAGGACCUCCAGCCCGUCUUCUUCACCAUAGAGGAUGCCAUAAAGCACGAGUCUUACUUUGAGCCCAAGAGGAAGGUGGAGAGAGGUGACGUGGACGAAGCCUUGAACAACGCUGAGCAUAUUCUGGAGGAUGAGCUCUAUAUGGGCGGUCAGGAGCAUUUCUACAUGGAGACUCAGGGACUGAUCGCUGUUCCCAGAGGAGAGAACGAAGAGAUGGAUUUGUAUGUCGCUACUCAGCACGGUGCCUUCACUCAGGAGCUGGUCGGCAUGGCGCUGGGCAUUGACUCCAACAAGAUCACCUGCCAUGUGAAGAGGCUGGGCGGAGGGUUCGGAGGCAAAGUCAUGAAGAUCGCCUCCUUGUCUGCUAUCACUGCAGUCGCCGCACACAAGACUGGGAGGGCUGUACGCUGCUGUCUGGAGCGAGGAGAUGACAUGCUGAUCACCGGCGGCAGACACCCGUUCCUCGGGAAGUACAAGGUCGGAUACAACGACGACGGCACCGUUGUAGCGGCAGACAUCACUUACUACAGCAACGGAGGAUGUACGCUGGACGAGUCGGCAUUCAUCAUGGACAAAGCGAUCCUCCACAUGGACAACGGCUACAAGAUCCCCAACCUGCGAGGUCACGGCGUGGUGUGUAAAACCUACCUGCCGUCCUACACGGCUUUCCGGGGCUUCGGCGGACCUCAGGGUCUGACGGUGAUUGAGAGCGUCCUGCACGAGGUGGCUGUUCGCUGUGGCCUUCCUCCCGAACAGGUCAGAGAUAUCAACAUGUACAGGGAGGAGGAGUGCUACACCCACUACAAGCAGCCCUUCUGCCCCACCGACAUGGUCCGCUGCUGGGACCAGUGUCUAGAGAAGGCCGACUGCCGGGAUCGACUCCGAGCCGUCCGACUCUUCAACUCCUCCAACCGCUGGAAGAAGAGAGGCAUCGCUGCCGUCCCGCAGAAGUUCGGUGUCGGCUUCUCCAAAGGUUUCUACAACCAGGGUGCAGCGCUGGUGAACAUCUACAAAGACGGCUCGGUGCUGGUGACACAUGGAGGAACGGAGAUGGGUCAGGGCUUCAACACCAAGGUCAUACAGAUAGCGAGCCGAGUCCUGGAGGUCCCCAUGUCCUCCAUCUUCAUCAAGGAGACGAGUACAGGAAACGUCCCCAACGCAGCACCGUCAGCUGCUUCCUUCGGUACCGACGCCGUGGGCAUGGCUGUCAAGGAUGCUUGUGAGAAGCUGAUGAGGCGCCUGCAGCCACUGAUGGAAAGAAAUCCCCAAAACACCUGGAAGCAAUGGGUUAAUGAAGCUUUCUUCCAGAAGAUCAGCUUAUCUGCAACUGGUUUCUUCAUGGGACCACCCACCGAUGUGGACUGGGAGAAGGGUGAAGGUCAUGCGUACUACUACUUCACCUACGGCGCCUGCUGCUCUGAAGUGGAGAUCGACUGUCUCACCGGGGAUCACAAAAACAUCCGGACGGACAUCGUGAUGGAUGUUGGGAAAAGCAUCAAUCCUGCUUUGGACAUUGGACAGGUGGAGGGAGGCUUCGUUCAGGGUGUCGGCCUUUACACCAUCGAGGAGCUGCAGUUCUCUACGAACGGAGUCUUGAUGACCAGAGGUCCGUCUCAGUACAAGGUGCCGGCACUCAGCGACGUCCCGGCUGAGCUCAACGUUCACCUGCUGGCUAACGCAGAAAACCCCCACGCCAUCUACCUGUCCAAGGGUAUCGGAGAGCCUCCAGUCUUCUUCGGCUCCACCGUUUUCUUCGCCAUCAAGGCGGCCAUCGCUGCCGCACGCAGAGAGAGAGGACUCGGGGAAACUUUCCCUCUGAGCUCCCCCGCUACAGCUGUAAGGAUCCGCAUGGCCUGUCAGGACCAGUUCACUCAGAUGGCCUCAUCUCCGACAGACGGGACUUCGCCGCCGUGGUGCAUCGAUGUCUGAUCGGCCCACAAGGAGAAAGAUCUGCGUUAGUUUACACACGCUAUGACUCUACUGUGACACUUCAGGUCUUUGUUCAGAAGAUACGAUGGACAGAUAUGAUUUCUCAGUACAUAUACAGAGUAAACACUGAUUUAUUAAACGUA
Messenger RNA from Thunnus maccoyii (southern bluefin tuna), 4309 nucleotides. It is a transcript of the gene aox5, whose product is annotated as aldehyde oxidase 5. The coding region runs from base 147 to 4166 and encodes 1339 amino acids. Lineage: Eukaryota; Metazoa; Chordata; Actinopteri; Scombriformes; Scombridae. The transcript has 36 exons. Gene Ontology annotation, molecular function: iron ion binding; FAD binding; oxidoreductase activity. The record is from RefSeq and is a predicted model, not a curated record.